Vigna unguiculata (cowpea) is the source of this 906-nucleotide messenger RNA. NCBI's taxonomy places the organism in Eukaryota, Viridiplantae, Streptophyta, Magnoliopsida, Fabales, Fabaceae. The record is from RefSeq and is a predicted model, not a curated record.
AUGGUUUCAACCCGUAGUAGAGCUGGAGUUAACAAGCAAGCUGACGCUGGCCCCUCAAGACCCACUAACAUCACCCCGGAUCUGGCCACAAUCCUUGACGGCCAAGUCAAAAUGCAACAGGAGCUGGCUAAUCUGAAGAAAUGCAGCACUGAUGAGAUGGAGGCACUACAACAGGAAAACUAUCGCCUCAAACGAAAGAUCGAGGCCGAUCCCACUAAGAAGGGAAAGGCCAAGGAAGCAUCUGAAGUUGCAAGGUCCCCAGCCUUCCAGCCCACAAAAGAAGAAAGCGAGUACAACCCCACCCCUCACACCUUCACACCACCCAACAAAAACCCAUUCCCUCAACCCAUCUCACUCACUUCCCUUCCAUCCUACCAGGGCACACCGCGACCCCUACCCCUGCCACUACCCUCCCCACCACCCACGUCCCCUACAAUAUACCCACCACCCUACACACUACCCAUGCCCCACCUUAAUACCCACACUACCUCCCUGCGACCCACAUCCCCCCUCACAACUUCACCUCCACCUUUCCCUCUCUUGUCCACUAUCCCAUUCCCUCCCACCCAAUACCACCACACCAACCCAGACGUCGCCACCCGUUCACCGACUUCAUCGUCAACACCCCCCUUCCCGCCCAGUAGGAACCCUUCACACUGGACCGCUACACUGGUGAAACCGACCUCGACGAACAAUUUAAAGUCUACAUCACCCAUGUUGCCCUGUACACCUCCCAAGACGCAGUCUUCUACAAAGCCUUUCCCACUACCAUCAAAGGCCCUGCUCUCGAAUGGUUCACAAUCCUCCCACCUUACUCAAUCGACAACUUUGACGCCCUCUCACACAUGUUCUCAACCCAUUUCGCUUGCAGCCGCCCACAUUAAACUACUACAAUCUCCCUCCUAG